This is a messenger RNA of Leucoraja erinaceus (little skate), 516 nucleotides long. It is a transcript of the gene sdhaf3, whose product is annotated as succinate dehydrogenase complex assembly factor 3. Gene Ontology annotation, biological process: succinate metabolic process; mitochondrial respiratory chain complex II assembly. The transcript is spliced from 2 exons. The record is from RefSeq and is a predicted model, not a curated record. Lineage: Eukaryota; Metazoa; Chordata; Chondrichthyes; Rajiformes; Rajidae. The coding region runs from base 32 to 403 and encodes 123 amino acids. Gene Ontology annotation, cellular component: mitochondrial intermembrane space; mitochondrion.
GUGACAGUUGGCUGCGGGUGACGGUUGACACAUGGCCGGUGUCCGCGUGGCCGGUGUCCGCGCGCUGUACAAGCGGCUGCUGCGCCUCCACCGCCGGCUGCCCGGCGACCUGCGCGACCUGGGCGACCAGUACGUCAAGGACGAGUUCAGAAAGAGCAAGGCAGCCGGAGCGGCGGAAACGGCGCGUUUCAUGGAGGAGUGGCAGGCAUAUGCAGAUGUACUGCAGAUACAGAUUAAGGAGAGGGAGAUAACGCAGAAGGUUCGAUAUGGAGCCAAUCUCACAACAAAUGAAUUGCAAAGGUUUAAUGAAGAUCAAAUUGGACAACUAUAUGAACUGAUGCAAGAAGCCACAAAACCUGAUUACCAGUUAAUUACUGAAAAUGACCCUCAUCGGAAGAAGUAAUUUAACAACUGCCACAACAAGAAAAACUGAAGAAACCAGAGAACUAAAUCGUUAAUUCUUGUUCUGUCAUCAGAAACAAUGAUCUAUAAAAUUUAAAGCAUUUUUAGUUUGAA